ACUAAAAGCAACAGCAAACAGUAGUGAGACAUCCUUUACACUUUAUCCGUCAAUCAGGCUUAAUGGGGUAUAAAAAGUCCCCAGCUCCAGCGCUGGGAGAGAGAGCCGCAGCAGCCCAUCUAUAGCGCAUGGGGAGCACACUGGACUUCUGCAGCUGGAAGGCUUUGUAGGGACUUCAGUUGACUUGCUUCAUUCACUAAGCUCACCGAUCAGAGCCAAUGAGGGCACCGAUGUGCUGAUCCUCCCAGUGCCAAGUCUACCACCUUCACCUGAAGAGGUGCAGCAGCAGCGGCGGUGGGCAUCAAGCAUGAAUUGGGGGUGCGCUGGCAAGCUGCUUCUCCUGCCCAUGCAGAUGGUCUUCUGCGUGCUGAAAGCUGCCAUCUACUUGGUCUUGCCCACCCGGCUGAGGGACUUGAGAGGGGACAUCGUGCUCAUCACUGGAGGCGGCAGGGGCAUCGGGAGGCAACUGGCCAGAGAGUUUGCCAAGCAAGGAGCCAAGAAGAUAAUAAUAUGGGGUCGGACAGAGAAAUGUCUCAAGGAAACUGCUGAGGAAAUUAAGCAGAUGGGCACAGAAUGCCAUUAUUUUAUUUGCGACGUUGGCAACAGAGAGGAAGUUUACCAACAAGCGAAAUCUGUGAGGGAAAAGGUGGGAGACGUUACAAUCUUGGUAAACAACGCCGCAGUAGUCCAUGGGAAGAGCUUAAUAGAUAGUGAUGAUGAUGCUCUUCUGAAGUCCCAACACAUAAACACACUGGGACAGUUUUGGACUACAAAAGCUUUUCUGCCACGCAUGUUGGAGUUACAAAAUGGACACAUUGUUUGUAUAAACUCUGUUCUGGCUUUAUCAGCCAUCCCAGGAGCCAUCGACUACUGCACUUCCAAGGCCUCCUCCUUUGCUUUUAUGGAGAGUUUGACCUUGGGGCUUCUGGACUGCCCAGGAGUCAACACCACAACAGUAUUACCCUUUCAUACCAACACGGAGAUGUUCCAGGGAAUGAGAGUUCGAUUCCCCAACAUUUUCCCACCUUUGAAGCCCGAAACGGUGGCCAGAAGGACUGUAGAAGCUGUUCAGAAGAACCAUGCUCUCCUAUUACUCCCAUGGACAAUGCACCUACUUGUCAUCUUGAAAAGCAUCCUCCCUCAGUCAGCACUUGAAGAAAUCCACCGGUUUUCCGGGUCUUACACUUGCAUGAACACCUUUAAAGGACGAACAUAGACUCCUCUUUCGUGCCCGGGAAUCUUUCAGUGGAGCAGAGUGAGACCCCCCUAAACGAUCCAGAAAAGAUUGAGGAGCGGCAUCUCUCCAACAAGGCGAAAAAGCCUCUGAAAUUAAAUGGACCCUCCAGGUGGCCUCUACGAGUUGGCCUUUAUUCAGGCCCAGAUAUUGAUGAACUGGAAUGGGAGGACGAGCAAAGAUUGUUUGAUUUUCUAUGUUUUAGUAGUUUUAUUGUUUCAGUCCGCUGGUAACAUAAAUAUUUAAACGUCGUUGUAAAAGACAUUCAUGGGGGGGCACCAAUUUCGUUGUGGGUACUCUAGCCUCCUGCAUAUUUGAACCUUUCUGGAAAUGAGCCGCUGAUUAAGGUUUGUAACUGUUAGUGGUCGUUUUUGCAGUUGUUUGUUGUCGUGUGUUUUUUGUUUCUACUUUUUUUUAAGUGGGGUUCGCCCAAAACUGA
Nanorana parkeri is the source of this 1673-nucleotide messenger RNA. RefSeq names its product dehydrogenase/reductase 3 (gene DHRS3). The transcript has 7 exons. Gene Ontology annotation, cellular component: lipid droplet. Lineage: Eukaryota; Metazoa; Chordata; Amphibia; Anura; Dicroglossidae. Gene Ontology annotation, molecular function: oxidoreductase activity, acting on the CH-OH group of donors, NAD or NADP as acceptor. The record is from RefSeq and is a predicted model, not a curated record. Bases 308 to 1216 code for a protein of 302 amino acids.